CUCCCAAUGUCCUCCCAGUGUAUUAAGGAGGUUCGGACCAGUAACAUUCCAGUCACACCUCUUCCGUGCCUCCAGCCUGGGGCACUGGGCCUUGGGGGGCCACCAGUGACACACCAGUAACAUCCCAGUUGUGAUCCCUACUGCUUUGGGCUGGAAGGCACCUUCAGAGGUCAUCUCCUCCACCUUCCUGCUCUGCAGGGAGGGUGUUGGUGCUCCUGGUGUGGAAGACUGGGCUUGGCCAGGUCGGAGCAGCUGCCCUGGCCUGGAGCCCAUGGUCCCUGUGGAUCCCAGAGGAUUCCAGAGCUGGGGAGAACCCAACACAACACUGCUGACCUCCCGUGCACCCACAGAGUUGGAGUCUGCAGCCUCCCCAAACUCCAGGAGAAAAGUUUGACAUCAGUGAGGAACGCAGGAGGUUUAGGAUUUGCUCAGCUCAUCUCGACUAUCAGAAAAUGCAUCAGGGUGACAGACCCCAGAAAUGUCCUGACUGCAAGAGACGGUUUAGCGACAGCUCGGAUCUGGUCCAACUGUGACACCAUCACACAGGCACCAUGUCCUACACCUGCCCUGACUGCGGGAAAGGUUUUAGCAGGAGAUCAGGUUUUACCUUGCAUCAACGGAUCCAUACGGGUGAGAAACCCUUUAAAUGUUCUGAGUGUGGGAAGCGGUUUACCCAUAGUUCCAGUUUAUCACAGCAUCGCCGCAUCCACACGGGAGAGAGACCCUAUAAGUGUCUGGAGUGUGGGAAGGAGUUUACCCAGAGUUCCCAUUUAUCACGGCAUCACCGCAUGCACACGGGAGAGAGACCCUAUAAGUGUCUGGAGUGUGGGAAGGAGUUUACCCAUAGCUCUGCAUUAUCACACCAUCACCGCAUCCAUACUGGAGAGAAGUUGUAUCCCUGCACUCACUGUGGGAAAGCCUUCAACAACAGCACCUCUUGGAUUAAUCACCAACAUGUCCACACUGAGGAAAAACCCUUCACGUGUCCCCAGUGUGGGAAGGGCUUUACAACAAGGCCAAAUCUCACCCGACACCUACGGAUCCAUACGGGUGAACGUCCUUUCACCUGUCCUCAGUGUGGGAAGGGCUUCACAUCAAGCUCAAAUCUCACCCAACACCUACGGAUCCAUACGGGUGAACGUCCCUACAAGUGUCCCGACUGUGGGAAGAGCUUCUGUGAUCGCUCCAAUUUGAAAACUCAUCAACGCGUCCACAUUAAAGGACGCGAAUUAAAACAUUAA
This is a messenger RNA of Calypte anna (Anna's hummingbird), 1241 nucleotides long. Its product is annotated as gastrula zinc finger protein XlCGF8.2DB-like. Gene Ontology annotation, molecular function: DNA-binding transcription factor activity, RNA polymerase II-specific; RNA polymerase II cis-regulatory region sequence-specific DNA binding. The record is from RefSeq and is a predicted model, not a curated record. The transcript has 2 exons. Gene Ontology annotation, cellular component: nucleus. Gene Ontology annotation, biological process: regulation of transcription by RNA polymerase II. The coding region runs from base 552 to 1241 and encodes 229 amino acids. Lineage: Eukaryota; Metazoa; Chordata; Aves; Apodiformes; Trochilidae.